GAUUUAGAUUAUUAGUUUUCAGACGGACAGACUGCACAUCGAGUUGAAUUUUAGACGAGUGUCGAUAGUUUUAUCGUCGAUGGGAAUACGAACCGCGGACACCGCGAUAUUUACGAACAAAACGUUCAAUACCUAGUCGAACGCUUAGUUUAUCACAGCAAACUUGCUAAUUCUUUCUACAUGAACUACGACCGCGGGAAAAGAAACCGAUUAAUUAUUCGGAAUUGAAUAGAACUCGCGUGUUGUGCGUUGUAUAACACGCGGCAGUUACGCGCGGGCGCUUGCGCUCGAUCGUAAUAAUUCACUAUCAAGGCAGGCGGAGGCGGCGGCGGCGGACGCCCUUGAGCGUUGGGAGGUCGACCGGCGACGACACAGCAUUAAGUUGCACAGCAACCGGCCGCCGAUCGCGUUCGAACUUUUCAAAGGCAGUAGUCGCUAGUAAGUCGAGCUCGGGCGAUGUGCGGCGGCCGAGCAAGUCACAGUGGUCAGACGUAGAGCUGGUCGACCGUCGUCCGACAUGGACCGGAUAUUUCGGGGCAUAAUGAAGUACAGGCGGACGAACAGGGCUAAGAUGGUCGAACAGUUCGUCCAGGUGAAAAACAACCCGGAGCCUAAAGCUUUAUUUUUCACUUGUAUGGACAGCCGUAUGUUGCCAGCCCGAUUUACUGAAACUAAUAUUGGUGAUAUGUUCAUUGUUCGAAAUGCUGGAAAUUUGAUUCCACAUUCGCAACAUUUCCUAGAUGAAUACACUACAUGUGAACCAGCUGCCUUGGAACUAGGAUGUGUACAUAACGAUAUAAGGCAUGUGAUCGUUUGUGGGCAUUCUGAUUGCAAAGCAAUGAACUUAUUGCACCUGCUCAGGGACACGGAAUUUGCUAGUAUCGACAAUCGCCGGAUGUCACCGCUUCGAUCAUGGCUCUGUACUCACGCAAUAUCAUCUUUGGAAAAGUAUCAACAGCUGGAAGCUGCAGGGUUCGACACGCCACUCAUUUUUCAAGCCGAGACACCCUUACGUAGGAUUAUUGCUUACAUUGAUCCGGAAGACAAAUUUUCCGUCACAGAUAAGUUAUCACAGGUUAAUACCCUACAGCAGAUGCAAAAUAUUGCCAGCUACGGUUUCCUUAGGAAGCGUCUAGAGGCGUAUGACCUGCAUAUACACGCUCUAUGGUUCGACAUAUAUACCGGGGAUAUUUACUAUUUUAGUAGACAGAGCAAAAAAUUUGUUGAGAUUAACGAAAAAAACGUGGAUAAACUAGUGGAAGAGGUUUCUAAGUAUUAUGCCUAAGAUAAGGUGAAGUAUAUAUAAUAUAUUUUAUAUAUGUACAUUGUACAUUCAUUCACAUGUACUUGACGCACAAACACAUACACAAACACACGAAGACUUAAUUUGGUGCUUAAUAUUAAUUACAAUUUAAGACUAAAACCGAACAAUUACUAUAUACUAUUUUGCAUAUACAUUCCAAAACGAACAUUCCAACCAAACAAUUAUACACAUUACCGUAGGUACUUAAUUUUAUUUUAUAUACCUGUUAUUGUUAAUUUUUAAUCAAAGGGAUUUUGAAUCUCCGUCUAUAAUGUUAUUUUUAUUUUUCAUAUAUAUUUAUAUAUUAUAUUAUUGUUUUAAAAUUUUUAUCAUUGUUUAAAUUGUAUAAUAUGUGUGAAUAUUAUUUUGUCACCAAUAAAAUAUACCUAAGAGAAA
Molecule: messenger RNA, 1699 nt
Organism: Aphis gossypii (cotton aphid)
Lineage: Eukaryota; Metazoa; Arthropoda; Insecta; Hemiptera; Aphididae
Product: beta carbonic anhydrase 1-like
Exons: 6
Coding region: 518-1285 (255 amino acids)
Molecular function (GO): carbonate dehydratase activity; zinc ion binding
Source: RefSeq, a predicted model, not a curated record